This is a messenger RNA of Porites evermanni, 690 nucleotides long. Lineage: Eukaryota; Metazoa; Cnidaria; Anthozoa; Scleractinia; Poritidae. The record is from the annotation of a GenBank genome assembly.
AUGACGGAAGCUGAAGGUUUUCCAGAAGGUUUGCACCCGACUCUUGUCGCUAACUGCGCCGUCAACACUUUUUUGUCUUUCACUGUCAUCGUAUUGAAUGUCAUAACAAUACAAGCGCUCCGAAAAACGGCGUCGUUGCCAAAGACUUUAAAAACAUUGCUCCUGAGUCUGGCUGUUUCUGAUCUUGGUGUUGGUUUGCUUGCCCAACCUCUCUAUAGAGCAACUCUUGUAAUAAAAAUCGAUCAAAGUACGCUAUAUGGAUGCUGCGUUCAAUGUAUUUCACGUAGUCUUCGACUUCUUGGAUAUGAAUUUUCGUCUGCUUCAUUUUUUGGCAUGUUCGCUUUAACUGUUGACAGAUUCUUAGCAAUUCAUCUUCAUCUCAGAUACCAGGAAGUUGUGACAUACAAGCGAAUUGUUGCCUUAGUGAUCACAAUAUGGGUGCUCAGUUCAGCUCUUUCGGUACUUGCUUUGAACGAAAAAUUAGAGAUAGUUCUCUCUUCUGUUAUUGGAAUCAUUGGGUCUGUUUGUCUAAUAAUUGCAGGAGUUCUUUGCUGCAAAAUGCACGCAGUUGUUCGACGCCAUAGAAAUGAAAUUAAUCGCGCCCUGCAAGUACAACAAGUAGCACAGAAUGGAAAACUAGUAAAUGACGCAAAGCUGAAAAAAACUGCACUUGCUACAUUUUAUGUCUAG